AUGUAUGUAUUCCUGCUUCAAAGCAACCCGGAACUUCGUAAAAAUGUUGCCGAAUGCGUGAGCUUCUUGAAGAACGGGAAAGAGGCGCCCGACCCGAAAACGGCAUCUGUGACAAGGGAGGACGCCUUGCUCAUCGGACAGAAGUUGGAGACAAGCUUGAGAAAGCACAUAGAGGAUGGAGUGCAAUCGGUGAGCAACACGGAGUGGAUCAGGCGACCGACCAGUGCUGCAUGGAUAAAGCUUCUGCACGUUACAGCCAGCGGCCUCAAUGUCUGCGGUUCCGAAGCAGAAGGUGGUAUUAAAUUGUGA
Molecule: messenger RNA, 309 nt
Organism: Aplosporella prunicola CBS 121167
Lineage: Eukaryota; Fungi; Ascomycota; Dothideomycetes; Botryosphaeriales; Aplosporellaceae
Exons: 1
Coding region: 1-309 (102 amino acids)
Source: RefSeq, a predicted model, not a curated record